This is a messenger RNA of Tinamus guttatus (white-throated tinamou), 859 nucleotides long. The record is from RefSeq and is a predicted model, not a curated record. NCBI's taxonomy places the organism in Eukaryota, Metazoa, Chordata, Aves, Tinamiformes, Tinamidae.
GAGUUAUAAAGGAAUAUAAUGUAAUCAUUUUGGCAGGGAAAGUGAACCAGAAACUAAAUAUGUUUGCAGCAUGUGCUGUAUAUGUGGCUAUGGUACUAAAAGAUCAGGGUCAAAGACUACGUAUUCCAAAAGACAACUGUAAAGCCAAGACAGUGAAAAAACUUCAGUUACAAGUAGGAUUAUGUAAAUUACAACACCAUGGAGAUUUCACAGUAUCACUUAGUGAUGUGCUGGAAACUUGGAAAUACUUGUUACAUAAAAAAUUGGGAUUAUCAUGCAACAUAGAAGAACCUGAAAAUUAUGCUGACCAAAAGAAAGCCUACGAUACCUUUUUAGCAAGUAGCAAUAUGUUGGAUCUAAUAGACAUUUAUCAGAAGUGUUACGAACUUGCACUUGUGUCUGAAGAUGAAAGCAUAACCCCCGUUCAAAUGUUGGAAUUUAUUUCUGGUGUAAUGAAUGUAUCAGAAAAUAAUGGUUCAGUUGUCUCUCUUCCUUCUACACCUGUCAACAGACAGGACCAGGAAAAUGUGAAGGUGGCACAUUUGGCAAAGAAGUUUGUUUAUUCCUAUUUAAGCUUGUUGGUGAAUUCUAAGAAUGAUCUGGCAUUGGCUCAUAUCCUAAAUGUUCCGGACAGAGGACUUGGUAGAGAAGCCUUUACUAAUCUGAAGCAUGCCUCACAAAAGAGAAAAAUGUCAAUUUUUCUGACGGCAACAUCUUUUAUCCGAAUGGUAGAACUUGGAGGAAAAAGCUAUGAAACUUCAUUAUUUGAUCCUUUAAAAAUCCAUGUAAAGGGGCUUACAAGUUUUGUUAAUUUUAUUGACAAGCUGGAGGAAAUUGUUGGUGAAGUCUUGGAUCCAAG